AGCAGCGGCUACAGUGGCAGUUGCUCCGGCGGAGCCCCCUGCACGGGUGAUUUGACCUACUACGUGGCGGGUCUGGGCUCCUGCGGCUCGUACAGCAACGGCUCGAGCGACAAGGUGGUUGCACUGCCGGUAGGCAUCAUGAAGGACAGCGACUGCGGCAAGACGGUGCACAUCACGUACAACGGAGUGACCGAGACGGGUACGGUGUUGGACAAGUGCAUGGGCUGUGACGAUGUGUCGAUUGAUCUGUCGGAGAAGCUGUUUGGAUACUUUGGCACUGAAGCCGAGGGACGGUUGAAGGGAGCGGAGUGGUAUAUU
Molecule: messenger RNA, 318 nt
Organism: Aspergillus sclerotioniger CBS 115572
Lineage: Eukaryota; Fungi; Ascomycota; Eurotiomycetes; Eurotiales; Aspergillaceae
Product: RlpA-like double-psi beta-barrel domain-containing protein
Exons: 1
Source: RefSeq, a predicted model, not a curated record